This is a messenger RNA of Paramecium octaurelia, 8637 nucleotides long. The record is from the annotation of a GenBank genome assembly. NCBI's taxonomy places the organism in Eukaryota, Ciliophora, Oligohymenophorea, Peniculida, Parameciidae.
AUGUUGUUCUAACUUCAUCUUAUUUUUUUGUUCUAAGGCUUAUAAUCAAUCAAAGGCUAAGCUACAACUAUUAUGAACACUUAAUAUUAGUUGAAAAAGAUGCUAUUUAAUUCGACUACAAUCCCAAAUAAUGCAAUUUGUUUUUAGUAUGGAAUUUUUAGUUAGUAUACUCCUCUAAGUAAUAUUACACAAUUUGGGGAAAUUGGAAUUCUGGAUAGCAACUGCUAUCAUAUACAUAGCGCCAUUGGAUAAUAUACCAAUAAAAUUAACUUUAUACUUUAUGAUUGUAUUGAUCAAAAAGAAUAAACGAUUGAGAAGUCAGUUGCAUUUAUUGGAAGCGAUGGCACAAUUUACAAAUAGUCUUAUUAAUUAAACCUGGAAAAAUAUGAAAAUUUUUGGUACUUUUUUGGGCUCGUAUUCAAUCUUAAAGAUAAUAGCAUCACGCUUUAUAUUUAAUAGAAAGAGGUUGUGCUAUAUACUCAAGAUUUUAAUGUUUAAUAUCCAUAUUAAGAUACAGAUUUGGAAUUAACUUUUGGAGGGGAUUUAUUUAUAAAAAAUAAUUAAAUGUUAUAUACAGAAUUAUUAUCUAAACUGUCGUAUUUUCCUGGAAGGAUGAUUUAUUUAUCCCCAGUUUCUUUUGAUAUAAGUUACAAAUGCUAGAGUUCAUUUUUGUAGCCGCUUAUCAUAUCAAAUUAGAAACUUUGUAAAUGUUUUUCUAGCACAAUCAAAACCAUCCCAGAUACGAUAAUUUAAAAAUUAGAUCAUUCUUAGUUCAUAUCAGAAACUAUAAAUUGCGACUCCUAUUAUUUUUAAUCAUGGAUUAGAAUUAAAGAAAGAAAAGUUUUUAUUGAAGAUAUCUAUUAUCAACUAAUAAAAAUAUCCUCAAAUAUUCAGAAUCCAAAACUUGUAGAUGAAAACUUGUCAACAUUUUAAUUAUUUUAUAAAUUGAAAGGAAAAAACAAUCAAAUUAUAAUAACAACUUAUAGUUACACGUUGCCAACUGUAAAUGUUAACUUUGUGGAUACUCCUUAUUUAAUUACUAAAAUAUUUGAUUUAGAUGUAAAUAUUCAAUUAUGGCAUUUUGUACGAGUUAUUAAAAGCUAAAAGUCGAUACAAAUUAAAAUACACUUUUACAACGUAUACGAAAUCCAUUAAUACGAUUUUGAAAGCAUUGUAAAUCAAUUUAGUUAAGUCCAAUUUAAAUUAUAAUAUGGUAAUUUAAGGUAAACCUUAAACUACUUAACAUUUGAGCUUAUAUCUAUGAUGUUUUUUAACUGUGAAACAAAUCAGGAUUCAUUGAAUUCAUGUCAUUACUCUUGUAAAGACUGUGAUGGUCCAACAAAAUAUGAUUGUUUGUCUUGUGAUGAAACUUAAACUAGGAUAUAUUUAGAGGAAUAUAAGGCUUGUAUUUGUGCUUAUGGAACUAUUGAUUCAGAUCAAUAAUGCAUUAAUUAUUAAACGUAUGGAGUAAAUAUUGUUAAAGGAUUUUAGGAAAUGUUCUAUUGCUCAUAUGGUUAUUUUGAAUUUGAAGGAAAUUGUUGGUAGUGGUACUUAUUAAUAUACUAAUCAUAGUCCUUCUACAAUAAGAAAUAAUUUAAUAACUUGUAUAGAUUGUGUGAUGAAUCCAAAAACUUGGAUAAAAAAUCCCUAUUGUUCAUUCGAUUUUGUAACAGAUAAUACGUAAUCACCUUAUUAAAAAUUGGAUUAUAAUCGAAUAUAUUAUACAUUUGAUGGAAGUCAUUUAAAAGUGUGUGAGCUUUGCGAUAACAUCCCAGAUAUAUAUGAAGAUUACUAGAAAACUCAAAAUCCUAUUUAUAAUUUCAAUUAGAACAGGGCAUAUGGAUAAACUGAGUAUCAAAAUUCUUAAGAUCGACUUUCUUGUUUUUUUUUCAAAGAUUGCAUGUUUUGUUAAAUUGAUAUAUUCAAACCCCAAUGUCUUGAAUGUAGAAUGAACUAUGCUAAGAAAAAUGAUUUUUGUUAACUUUAAACUAUUCAGAGUACUAUAUAUUAAAUAUGUGAUGCUCCAAAUUAUAUAAAUUUUAACAACAUUUGUAUCAAAUGUCCAAUUGAAAAUUGCCAUUAUUGUUUUGAGUACUUUAGAAGUGAUUACUACUAAAACACAUUAUUUUCCUAACAACAAUUUAGCACAAUUGAUGAAGAAAUAGUUGUGGGUUGUGCAGAAUGUAAAUAGGGAUUUAUAUAUGAUUUUACUAUCUAGAAGUGUAUUUAUUAAGAGCCAAAAUUAAUUAAUUGUCUAAGAUCAUAUAUUAAUUAACAAGGAGAAGAACUAUGCACUCUUUCAUCAAUAAACGAUUUUACAGUUGCUCCUGAAAUAACGAAUUGUCAAAAUACGAUAUAUUAAUGUAGAUAGUGUGUCUAAACCCCUUAAUUUAUAGUAAAGUGCAUUAUUUGCGAAGAAGGAUAUGGGUCAGCUUUAAAUACAGGAAUUUGUUACGUAAAUGAAAAAUUAGUGAAUACAAGAUAUAGCGUUUAAUGGUAUGAUUACACAAUCUGGAAAAUGAUUGUUUAGAGUUUUUCAAUAGUAUUCAUGAAGGGUAAUCCUGGACUCUAUACAUGGUAAAAUAGAUUGAAUUAUUAUUCUGUUGAAUGUUUGCCUGGAUAUGAAAUAAUAGCAUAGAAAUGUGUAAAGUAUUGCGAUGAAAAUUGCCAAUAAUGUUUAAAGUAAGAGAGUUUAUAACAAUUUACUUGUACAUUAUGCUCAUUAAAUUAUUAUCAGUAACACUACAGAGUUUAAAAAAAUGGAAAAUGUUUGGUUUGUCCUCCGCUGUGUUUGGUAUGCCAAGAAAGAUCCAAUGAUGACAUUUUGGUAGACUAAUAUAUUUUAUAUUUUAGAGUGUGAACCCUUAAUUCAAAAUCAAAGAAGCUAAUAUUUAAUUUUCCACUUAUUGCGUAAAAAGUAUCCCAAAUUCAAAUGUUUUCAUAAACCCAUAUCUAAAAAUUGCCUCAUAUAAUUAUGGUGAUCCAAGUAAAUCUGCAAUUUAAUAUUCAGUAAUAAACUAUUAAUACUAUUAGUCUCUCUGGUUUUGCGAUAAUUUCUUUGGGUCAGAAUAUUCUGACUUUGAAAAUUAUUUUGACUUCUCCUAUUUAAACGAAAUUGGUCUUCAACAAUUCAUACUUACAAUUUAAAUACAGAUAUCAUGUCAAGAUAAGGUAAUAAUGAACUCCUUCAAAUCCAAAAUAUUUUCACUCCAAUCUUUUAAAUUAGAAUUAACUGGUAUUCCGCACCCUUUAGCUCUCUCUAAGACAUUUUAUUAUUCUAAUUUUGAUUAAGUUGAAAUUAGAAACCUUUUGAUUUAGAUGAAUGAAAUCUUGAUAUUUUAAUUCAGUAAUAGAGCAGAUCCAAUAGAUUUUCAAAUAUUUAAUGUUAGUUUUUCUUCAAAUAAAUAAAGAUCAUCAGAAUUCAGGAUUCAAUUCGAUGUUUAUAGAGUCUUUCAUUUGUAUAACGUAUCAAUUAUUGAUGUCUCAUUUGACAAUAUUGUUAUUUUUGAUAUAAAUUCGAUAUCUAAGGAUGGGAAUUUUUUAAUAGAUUUAUUUGUAUUGGAGAAUUGCUAAUUUAAUUAAACUACAUUGUUUGCUUUUAAAACUAUCUAAAAAAAAAUAGUUAUAUAAAACCUUUUUAUUAAUUAAUGUGAAUUUAAUAGGUCCAUUCUGCUUAGUUUUAACUAGGAGGACGAUGAUUAAUCUACUAUUGUUAUUAGAUCGAUCACAAUCAAGAAUUCAUUAUUUUUUAAUACUUCAAUUAUACAAAGUUUAGAAAAAAAUAAGUUUUCUAUAGAUUAGUUUCAGAUGAUUGAAAAUUAAAUAGAAAACUCAUCGUUAAUCAGAGUUAGUAACGAUUUAUUAAGCUCUAAUGUUGUCCUUUAGAAAAAUUAUUUUAUUAAAUCUAUCUUGUUUGAAAAGCUAUUCUCAAUUUCUUAUGAAAAUUAACUUAUAUUCAAUGAGAUCAAUGUAACUUCAAAUAGAUUACAUAACUUUAAGGUGCUUACAUUUGAUUAAAUCAGAAUACCAUAUUUAAUUUAAUUGAAAAAUCUAGAUUUUAUAGAAAACAUUAAUCCUUAAUUGGAUAUUUAAGAUUAUUUAUUUCAGCUCAGUUCUUCUAAUCUCUUAAUUUAGAAUGUGCUUAUACUAAAUACUUAAAAUCUACGCUAUUUUUAUUUUUUCAACAUCUCUACAAUUAAGUUUGAGAAUGUUACUGUUUGGAAUUAAAUCUAAGUUCAUAAAAUUCCACUUUAAUAAGAUUGUUUAAUCAAUCAAUACUAACAUUCCAAACUUUUAUUUGUGUAGGGAUUUUAAGAGUUAACUUUGAACUUAUUAACUCUGCAAAAUUAAAUUACUAUUGAUUAACCUUUGAUUGAAAUUCUAUCAAAUGUAGCAAUCAUAUAAGAAAAAACUGAAAAAGUUUUAAUCUCAAAUUUUAAUGCUACUGGAAACAUUUUGUUGAAGAUCAAUUAAGGAAAGGUUUUUUCGAUUAUUUCAAUAUUUUCAGAAAAAGUUUAAGAAGUCUUCUUGAAGGAUAUAUUAUAUUUGCAUAAUUGUUAUCAUUAAUACAUUACAGAUCCAACAUUUAAUUCCGCAAGUUUGUUGUUUAUUAACUCACUCCAUAGUGCUGUUCUAAUUGAAGAUAUUUAAUGCAUUGAAAAUUCACUAACAAAUUCUUCCAAUACCUUUAUCGCAAUUAGUUCUAAGGAGUUAACAAUUUUCUCAAUCACAGCUUCCCAUCAUAACUAUGUAGGAAAGGAAUUUUGGAAUUAAUACUAUGAAAUUUAGUUGCAGAACAAUCAUGAUGAUAUGGAAAUUAAUUAUUUGAUUGAAUAAGCACUUUCAUUUUAGAAUAUUGGUGGAGUCAUGUCUUUGUUGGUUGAUACACUAACAUUAAAAAAAGCAAUAUUUUCAUACAUUAUAGCAGAAAGUAGUUCAGUUUUAAGUAUCUUCACUAAAGGAAAUGGUAUGCUAGUUCUGAGCGAUUUCAAUAUUUCUUAUUGCUUAAGUAAUUUACUCUCAAAGUCUGAGAAAGAAGGAUCAAUUAGUAUUAAUUCAAAGGAUAGUUAUUUAACUUUGAGGUUAUAAAAUUUUACUUUGAAAAAUAUCUAUAAUAAACUAGCCCCAGCUAUCCUUUCUAUUUAAUCUUCAGGGGUGGAAAAUGAUAUUAUUAUUCAAAAUGGAGAAGUUUGGAAUUGUUUCUCCUUAAUAAAUUCAUUUUCGGCUAUAUUAUUUAAUUCUGAGACUGCUGAUUAACAUCAAGUGAAAAUUGAAAAUAUUUUAAUCCAUCAAAGCGAAUAAGGCUUACUACAAUUUGAUUCAUAACUUGGACUUUUAGAUACUGUAAUGCUAUCACAAAUUGUUUAAGAUAAUGCCAUUUUUCAUAUUUAAGGGUGCAAAUUAAAAAUCAAUAAAUUUGUAUUUGAAGGGGUUGCCCAAUCCUCGAUCUUGAAAUUAAUUAAUUGUAAGACACUGUAGUUAAUGGAUAUUUUUUUGGAUAAAGUCACUACAUUUUAUAAUUUGUAGUUGAUAAACAUUGAAAUAGCAUCGUAAUUCUAGUCAAUAAUUCAAAUUCAAAACUUAAAUAUACAUAACAUUAGUUUUUUGUAAAUCUAAAAUUAGCAAUUUUAUCUAAAUCCAAAAUUCUUAGUGAAAUAUUCAAAAUGCAAAACAUAUUAGCUUAUAUCACAAUCCACUAAUAACAAACAGCUAGAGACAUAACCUAAUAAUUUUUAAUAGAUUUCAUCGUAUUAGACAAACAAAGGAUCAAUUUUGUUGAUUAUUUGUUCAAAUAAUCAAACAAAAAUAAAUUUGAAAUAGAUAUCUCUAAUAAACAACGAUUGCAAAUUUUGUUUAAAUGGACUAAUGUUUAUUUAAUUAAUUGAUUUUACUUUAAUUAAAAUCGAUGAAUUCUACUGUAUAGGAAAUAAAAUUAAGUAAUUUGGGUGUAUUUCUGCAUUAUCUGAUAAAUAAAUGGAAGGAAAAUUAUUCAUUGUUAAUUCUCUGUUUCUUAAUAAUUAAGGAAUCCAAGGGACAGCCUUGUCUUCAAUAAAUGUUAAGACUUUUUUGUUUAAUACAAGGAUAUUGAACAAUAUUGCAAAUUUAUUAGGGGGUGGAUUAUAUUUAGAUCUAACCAGCAAUGAAUUUUAGAUAAAAUUAACAAUUAUUUAAAAUAAUGAAGCAAGGGAAGGUGGAGGAAUAUAUUUAAAUGGAGAUGGCAUUUUAAGUCAAUCAAAUUUUGUUAAAUCCCUUCUUGUACUUAAUAAUGCUUAACUAGAGACAAAAAAUCUACAAGAGUUGCCUUCCCAUUUAGAUAUCUCAAUAAAUUUUAAGACAUUGUUUUCAAAUAAACAGAUAAUCAACUCAAAAUAAAUUAGUUCAUUAUAAUUAAAUCCAUAUAAAAUCAUCUAACAAGGGAAGUUGUUCAUAGCAAGUUCAUUAAUGAUACCAAGUAAUUAAGGUAUAACAAAGUAUUAAAUUUAUAAUCCAAAAUAUUAGAAAUUUGUUAGCUAUUUAUUUGAGUUCUCUAUUUAAUUUAAAAAUAGCUUUAAUGAACUAUUAUUAAAUUAUUCCAACUCAAUUUGUCGAAUAGUUCAGUCAACAUUUGAUAUUAAAACUCUUAAAAAAUUAGAAUCGACCAACAUUACAUAAAUUUAUUAUGACUAAAAAACAAACAAUUUUAACCUUGGUGAAUUAACUUUCAGUUUGGAUCCUUAUAAUUAGAGUGAUAAAGUCUUUGAAAUUUCUGCCUUCUGUAAAGCAAAAAAUUAUACUGAUGAAUUAUAGUAUAAUAUCAGAGUAAAAACCUUAGUUUGUUAAUUAGGAGAGUUUUAUAUAGUAGAUGGUUGUUCAACUUGUUAAUAUCAAUAAGGAUUUUAUUCUGUUACAUACAACGCUACAAAAUGCUCAAUAUUUGAUAAAACAAAAUUUGAUGCUAUUACAGCAAACAACAUUUAGUUGAAACCAGGAUUUUGGAGACCACAUUAUUAAUCUGAUAUAGUUGUUGAGUGCUUCAAAAAUCUUAAUUCCUGCAAGGGAGGUUGGAAUGUGGGGGAUGAGAUAUGCAAAAUUGGAUAUAUUGGUGGAUUAUGUGAGGAAUGUGAUAAAUUUAAUUUACGGGGAGCUGGAUAUUAUUUUAAAAAUGAUUAAAAUUUGUCAUGUCUAAAUUGUUCAGACUUCUCUGUUAAUUUUGUAUCUCUCAUUCUUAUUGGACUUUGGUACAUUUCUUAUUUUAUUGUAGGGCUAUUAUUUCUACACUUAUAACCUUAAGGAGCGUAGAGAAAACAAAUUACUUGUUUAUGUCAUUUAAAAUCAAUCAAAAAUUUUCAAAUAUACUAUUCAAGCUUAAUUUAGGUAAAAGCUUUCAUGUAAUUAUUUUUAGAUUAAGAGAGCAUCUUAUUGAAGAUGUAUCUAAAUUAUAUGUGGAUAUUUUCAUUGAUUUUUACUUUUAACAUUCAGUUCUCAUUUUAAUUUAUCUUUGUUAAUAAAAUGAAUGAUACAUCUUAUUUCAUGAGUCGUAAUUUAGACUGUAAACUUGUAUAAUGGUUUGGAAUUUAAUUGUUAUAUAGUAGAAUAAUAGUGAUGCUCAUAUUGGUUUUUAUUUUAAUUUUGGUCACAUCAUCAGGAAUUCACAUCUUUUUUAUUAUAAACAAAAUUAAAUUCCGCAACAAUAUAAUUUCAAUUACCCUACUAUAUUUGUAUAUUUAGAAUUACGCAGCAUUUAUAAAUCAGUAAUAUUAUCUAACUAUCUAAGGCUUCUUUCAAUAUUGGCAAAAAGAUAAAUCUCGAAUAUUGAUUAUGUUUAAGGAGAUGUGUCACUACUCUUUGACUCUUAAAAUCACUACUUUUGGAUGAUUACAUUUGCAAUGCCGGUUUCACUUUUUAUUGGAUUGAUUUUACCGAUCUCAUUACUUUAUGUUUUGUACAUCAACAAAAAAUAAUUAAACGAAAUAAAAUUUCGAAGACAUUUUGGAUAUUUAGUUAAUGAAUAUAAAGUCCAUAGCAUUUUUUGGGAAUGGAUAAAGUUAUGGAAGAAAACAAUAAUCAUUUUUAUAUUGAUAUAUUUUGAAACCAAUACAUUUUUAAAAGGAUUCUUAAUUGUUAUGUGCUUAAUAAUCUAUUAAGUUUUUACAUAAAAAUACUCACCAUACAUAUAUGAAAAAUUAAACAAUUUAGAUUUAUAAACUGGGUAAUUAUGCUCAAUAGCUAUUAUUUUGGCUUCUGUAGAAUAUAUCUCAGAGUAGUAAGCUGAUUUUCUCAAAGCAGAAAUUUUUUAAAUUUUGAUAAUCCUAUUGUGCAUAGCGCUAAGCUAUCCCUUUAUUUUUUAAAUUCUAUUUAUUUAUUACAACAAAUAUAAAUUAUAGGUGUUAAUGCUUUUGAUAAUGAUUUUAAGGAAAUUAUCAUUGAAAUCAUAAUUAAUAUUUAGAUUAAUUGAUAAAUUGAAUCAAUGGAAGUAAAGGUAGGAUAGAAUAUACAAAAAUUUCUAAAAGAUGCGGUCUCAUACUAUCUUAAAAUAACGUCUUGAUAAAGAGAAAAAACGGUAAAAUAUUCUAUUAUUAAAGAAAAAUUUGUAUUGGCGUUCAAAACUUAUAAUAAACCAAACCUAUUAGCGAAAAUUUCAAACUUUUUAUUCAAUGA